Pecten maximus is the source of this 808-nucleotide messenger RNA. Its product is annotated as general transcription factor 3C polypeptide 1-like. The record is from RefSeq and is a predicted model, not a curated record. Gene Ontology annotation, molecular function: DNA binding. Gene Ontology annotation, cellular component: transcription factor TFIIIC complex. Lineage: Eukaryota; Metazoa; Mollusca; Bivalvia; Pectinida; Pectinidae. The transcript has 6 exons. Gene Ontology annotation, biological process: transcription initiation at RNA polymerase III promoter; 5S class rRNA transcription by RNA polymerase III. The annotation marks the transcript as partial.
CAAAAUGGCGCCAUGCAUGAAAACAUUGCCAUGCUGAAACUGUCAGAGGGGAGAUAUUUACGUUUUUUUGGUAAUUGCCGUCCACAUAUACCUACAAGGGGAGAAGACAAUGAGAUAAUUUGAAUUGAGCAAAAUGGACACAGAUUUUUUAGGAGCGAUUAGAGAGGAAAUUGCUUUGGAAGGCUUAGAUGGUAUAAGCAUAGAGUCUCUGUGGGUGCGGCUAUCCGGGAGACAGAACUUUUCCAUCAAAUUGACUGACAAGUCAAAAGUUUACCUGUGGCGAUGCCUUGUGACCCUACAAGGCCUGGAGUACUAUGAGAUCCCAAUACCACGACCUCCACUGGUCAUUUAUAAUAGUUUGGAGUCCUUCGACCCAGAUUCAGGACGACUGAUAGAACUGGAACAAGUUCCAGAGGAUCUCUAUCCCAUUGAUAUCGUUAAUCAAGAUGGCAUUUAUGGAUCAUGUUCAACGUAUGAAACUCGCAAAAAUGUGACUGCCAAGGUGAAAGCAGAUGGGAAAAGGCCAGCCGUAACAUUGGAGGAGGCAAAACAAAUAUGGGGUGAGAAACUGGUGAUUGUGGCAUCCCAGGAGAUUCGUGAGAAUGCGAUCUGUGGACCAUUGUAUGACCCCUCCCACAACUGGUCAAACAUGCUCCACGCCUACUGUAUCCUGGAGAGGAUUGGCAGGUCACGGUACAAUGGCUGUAUGUCUGUGGGGCCACUCAGCUUACAGCUUUUCAAUAUGCCUCCCAAGACUAUAUUCUACCACACCAAAAACCUCGUCAAAUUAGGACUUGUCAAGAAACAA